AUCUCAUUAUUUUUUGACGCCAACCGAGCAAGUCUCAGCAAGUCAAAGCAAACCCAAGUGAGUGAGAGUGAGCAAGAACGAGCAAUAAAAACAAGGUUAACAAAAAUGGUGUGGAAAUGUUGCGUGCCGGGAUGCACAUCAUCAGCAAGAGUCCCGAGUCAUAAGCUUCCCACCCAACAUAUUAAAAUGCAGGCUUGGUUAAAAACAAUCGGAUUAGACAACUUGAUAAAUGCACCGAAAAAUGUCACAGCUAAAUUAAGAAUUUGUACUUUACAUUUCCCCGAAGAGAUGAUAAAACCAUAUGGGCAGAAGCGAUGUCUCAAAGACAAUGCAAUGCCAAUAUUGUUUUUAAAUGUAAAUGUGGCAGAUGAUGCCAAUAUCAGUUUUACUGAUAAUGGUACUAUUGCUACAUUGCAACCUUUGGAUGAUGUUGAAGACAAUUCUGAUUUUAUGCCAGUAGCAUCAACGUCAACAGCCGAAGAAGUACAACUUAUUGAUAAAAUAAAAUACACGAACAUCACUAAAGACAUUGUUCCAAGAAGAAUCACCCAGCUUCGAGCCAAAGUACGACGCUAUAGAAAACUGCUGUCCAAAAGGAACAAAACCAUUUCCAAAUAUAAAGAAAAGGGAAAGGAUAUACGUCGUCGCAGAACUUGGGAAGAUGUUACUGCGAAUUUGUCCGGCGUUCAAAAAACAUUCUUUGAGAUGAUUUCUCGUAAUUUUUCUCAUGCACCAGAGGAAAAUAAGGCUCUCAAUGCCUCUAGGAAAGCAAGGUUCUCAUUUGUCCCAUCAAUAUUAAUAUCAUUGAAUGACAAAUGUGAUAACAAAAAAAGUAAUAAUUACUUCGUGGAAGAAAUGCAAACGGUACGGAUGUCAGGCGACAUUCAGAAAUCCGUUAUGCUAGAAGAAGGACGUCGAUACGAAAAUAAAGAAAAAGCUUUAGCUCUAACUUUAUACAAAACGAUGGGAAAGCGUGGCUAUAAUUGCUUACGAAAUGUUUUUCAACACAUCCCGUCAAUACAAACAUUACAGUUGGUACUUCAAAAGAUUCCUUUAACUCUUGGAUUAAACCCUUUGAUUUUGCGACAUUUGGAAAAUAUAUCCAAAAAAAUGACAAUUAAAAAUAAAGUUUGUAUCUUAAUAUGGGACGAAGUAUCUAUACAAUCUAAUGUCAUGUACGAUGUGCGAAGGGAUAUUAUAUAUGGCUAUGAAGAUUGGGGCAACAAUCGCACAAGCAAAGUCGCAGAUCAUGCUUUGGUAUUUAUGUUGCGUGGAUUAAAUACGGGGUGGAAAAUGCCAAUAUCCUACAACUUUUGCUCGAAAACGACAAAUACAGCCCAACUAAUUAGAUGUAUCAAAGAACACGUACAUAAAAUAAGCAAAGCAGGUUUCCACAUAAUUGCAACAGUCUGUGACCAAGGAGCUACAAAUACAGCCGCUAUUAAACACUUAUUAUUACAAACAGAUAUGAAACGGAAUUUAGAAAAAAGAACACAAGCUCAAACUUUUGAAGUUGGAAAUGUAGAGAUUGUUCCUUUAUACGAUCCUCCUCAUCUUAUUAAAGGAAUAAGAAACAAUUUCUUAACCAAAAAUCUAGCGAUUAGCUGCAACAGUUUUCAACGUGUAGCAUCGUGGGAUAUCGUGAAGACAGCAUGGAUAAUAGAUAAGAAGAUAAAUAUAAUACGUCCACAGUUAAAAAAAAUAACGCAAGAACAUAUUAUUGAGGACAAAAUUAAAAAAAUGCGUGUUAAGUAUGCAACGCAAGUGCUGAGUGGAACGGUUGCGAGCUGCAUUGAGAUACUUACAAGAUCAAGAUGUGCCGUGCAGAUUGAUAAUAAUGAGGUAAAAAUUGAUAUGGAAGAAGGAAUCGCAACAGCAGAGGUAGUAAAUUUUUUUAAUGAUUUAUUUGACUCCGUGAACAGUAGUGAGGUGAGGUAAAAGACAAUGAUUUGCGAUCUCCAGUGG
This is a messenger RNA of Solenopsis invicta (red fire ant), 1965 nucleotides long. RefSeq lists its product as uncharacterized. Lineage: Eukaryota; Metazoa; Arthropoda; Insecta; Hymenoptera; Formicidae. The transcript has 7 exons. The record is from RefSeq and is a predicted model, not a curated record. The coding region runs from base 106 to 1938 and encodes 610 amino acids.